ACUCACACAUACAUACAGAGAGAGAGAGAGGGAGAGACAGACGGACAUCACGAGAGCAGCACGCUAAAAAUACCCCUGACUUUUUUUUCUUAUGUUUUUAAAACUUUGUUGAGCUUAUUUUGACCUGAAGUAGCACACCAUAUAACUAGACGCGUGUUGCAGAGCGCUUAUAAUAAAACAACAUCCGUGCCUAAGAAGAGUUUAAAGCGCAUUUUGACGCACGAUGUCCACAAACACGCAGCAGAGCAAGAGCUGUCCCAUCCCCACGCGGGUCCUGCACCUCAAAGACUGGUCUCAGCUGCCGGACUGCUACAGUCAGACCCCCGGGGGGACACUCUUCUCCACCACACCUGGCGGAACCAGGAUCAUUUACGACAGAAAGUUCCUCCUGGACUGCAGGAACUCUCCGAUCGCCCGGACUCCACCCUGCUGUUUGCCCCAGAUUCCAGGAGUGACCAUUCCUUCACUCCACCCCGUGUCCAAAUUGCAGGAGCUCAAAGAGGAACUGGAGGAGGAGAAAGAGCUGGCAGCUGACGACAGCCAGUUUGAGAUGGACAUCUGAGUGUUUGUUGUACCUCCUGUGGAGAUUUCUCUGUUUUAUCAGUGGAGAUGCUGCUGUUUUUCUCUCACAGUCAGCGGACAUCACAGAUUCACCACAUUUACAGGGCUUUUCAUGAGCCGAACGCUGUAUUAUUAAUUUCUUUCAAAGUAUUUGUGAGACGUUUACCAGAAGAAGAAACAUGAUUCUUUAUCAGUGGCGGUGUUUAAAAACCUUUAUUGUACAUAUGGUACUUUCUACUUUCUUUCUCUUAUUUUUUUUUUAAAGAAAAUGUAGCAUUGUGUGUAAGCCGGGGAAAAAAACAAACCAAAAGGCCAAAUCUCUCAUUUCUGAGCAAUAUAUCUCAGCAAACAUAGAUUGUUGAACGGUAAAGGCUGAAUACGUGCCAAAUGAAUGUCUUUUUUUUUUUACAUAUGUUUGGUGUUUCGCCUUAAAAACAAGAAAGCACAUCAGAACAUGAAAUAUUCACCACUGUGUGCCCUCAGGGGUUUCCUGGUGUUUCGUUUGCCUGGAUUUCCUCAGGUUUUAUUAUUUUGAUUUGAAAUAAAGAAACAAACAAAUA
Molecule: messenger RNA, 1121 nt
Organism: Danio rerio (zebrafish)
Lineage: Eukaryota; Metazoa; Chordata; Actinopteri; Cypriniformes; Danionidae
Gene: eif4ebp3l
Product: eukaryotic translation initiation factor 4E binding protein 3, like
Biological process (GO): negative regulation of translational initiation
Molecular function (GO): eukaryotic initiation factor 4E binding
Source: RefSeq, marked provisional